This is a messenger RNA of Besnoitia besnoiti, 7566 nucleotides long. RefSeq lists its product as uncharacterized. The coding region runs from base 1 to 7566 and encodes 2521 amino acids. The transcript has 18 exons. Gene Ontology annotation, biological process: endosome to lysosome transport; endosomal transport; regulation of autophagosome maturation. NCBI's taxonomy places the organism in Eukaryota, Apicomplexa, Conoidasida, Eucoccidiorida, Sarcocystidae. Gene Ontology annotation, cellular component: late endosome; endolysosome membrane. The record is from RefSeq and is a predicted model, not a curated record.
AUGUGGUUCUGGGGAGGGGGUGGGGGGGGCGCCCCCGCUGGCGCUUUGAAAGAGGCGACUAACCCACACGCGUCAAACAAGCAGGACUUUUACACGGAGGCGCAUCUCCAGGCUCUGUUUGACGCGCUUCAGGCGUUCGGUUCAAUCGACGACCGGACUCGCGAUGCAGCUGUGGAGAUACUUCGGCAGAUUGCAGAGCUGCUGGUGUGGGGCGAGCGGCACAAGAACGAAGCGUUUUUUGACAUUUUCUGCGAACAAAACAUCCUCUCCUACUUCGUGGAAGUCGUGGCCCAACCUCGUGUCGCCAGCGCCGUCAAAGUCCAGGUCUUGCAAACGCUCAGCAUUCUCGUCCAAAAUACUCACCGGAAAACAGCCAUUUACUAUCUGUUUAGCAACAAUUACAUCAACACGCUUCUGAGCACAGCCUACGACUUCAGCAAUGAGGAGGUCGUGGCGUGGUACGUCUCCUUCAUCAAGAGCCUCUCGCUCUUGGUGACCGAAGAGACCGUCAAGCUCUUUCUGAAUCGGCGGGCGCCCAGCUUCCCAGUCUUCAGCGAGGCGGUCAAGUUCUUCAUCCACCGAGACUCGAUGGUUCGCACGCACGUCCGCACCGUCACACUCAGCAUCUUCAAGAUUCGGGAACCGAUCGUGGAGGAGUUCAUUGUCAAGCACUCGGCGGUUUUUUCGCACAUCGCCUGCUACCUCCGCGCCCAGUGGGCUGACCGCUGCCGGGCCCUGCGCGCCUGCCGCCGGCGCGUCUCGCCUUCUCCGUCUCUUUAUCUCGCUCGCCCCCACGCUUCUCGCGGCCUCCAGGGUUCUUCUCCGUCGUCAUCGCAGUAUGCGGCGCCUGCGGCCUCCCCUCCGCCGGGCUCGCCCGCGUGGACGGGCCCCUCGUUGGCGUCGUCCCUCGCCAGUCUGCGCAGUGGAUUCGCCGAGUGCGAGGAAUUUCUUGAUUACAUUCAAGACAUCUUCGGCAUCGGCGUGGAAGUCUACAACGCUAUUCUCGUCGAGCGGCUUCUCCUGUAUACCUACCUGCCCGUCUUUGUCGGCUGCCUCUGCCGCCAGGCGUCGCCUGUCGCGCAAGUGGGCCGCUUUGCAUUCCCCGACAACCAUGCGCCUCCUGCGCGACUUGCGACUUCUUCGUUCGCGGGCAGAGGCGACGCCCUGCGCUUCGCGCCUUCAGUGUCUUUGCCGUCGCUCCCACGCCGCGUCGUCUCUGAAGAGACGGUCACGGAUUCGUCUAGCUCUCUCGCAAGGCACCAUUCCGACGGGAUUGUGCGUUGCUCGUUGGGGUCGUUUUCCUCCUUCGGGCCCCCGCCGUCGUUCCGCGAAGGCACGCAGUCCGUCGAGUCUCAGUCCCCUGGUCUCACGCCCCGCCGGCACCACAGCCUCUCCUCGCCCACGGUCUAUUCGCGGCUCCGCGUGAAACGGCGGUCUCAGCAGACGCCACAGGCCCCGCCUUCGUCUUCCUCGUCUCGCUCGCCUUCUUCUCCGUCGAGGCGGCGAGAGAGAGCAGAGGCGUCUCGCUCUGUCUCUUCGUCCUCGCCGGCGAGCUCGCGGCACAGCGAGAGCAGCGACGACGCGCAGGCGGCGUCGCGGCGUUCGUCGGAGAAGGAAAAUGAAGGAUUUCUAGGGGGGCGUUGCCUCGCGAGAGACAUCUCCUCGCUCACUGGGAAGGCUUCAUGGGCGCGCUGGAAGAGUCCGUGGAGCAGAAAGGGCCGCAGCGGGAAGGCGUCAGGAGGACGCGACAAGGCGGAAGACGACAAAAGGGAGACCGCGGGCGAAGACGACCGCAGAGAACCCGAAGGUGAAGACGCAGAAGGGGAUGACAAGGAAGAGUCCGCAGAGCGGCCGCUAGCGCCGAGAGAGUGUCGACGAAAGGGAGACGGGAAAAGAGUCGAUGAUGGAGAAAGAAAAGUUCGUCCGAUGGACACGAGGAGAGAAGGCGGAGCUGAGGAUGUGGAACACGCGAGCGACAAAGCGAAAGCGUCGGAAGAGGAAAGCGCCAGACACCACGACGGGGACGAAGAGUGGAAGAUAGCAUCCUCUCGUACGCAGCGACAGCGUGACGACAGCCACGCUUCGUCCUCUCCACGUAGAGAGGAGCGACCGCGUCGGGCUUCCUGCGGCGAUCGGUCCUCGUCUGAUUCUGCCUCGGCGCCUCCUGAAGGGGCGCGGGAGAGCGAUCGGCCUCGCAAGAACGCGACGCGAAGAAGCGACGCCGAAGAUGCGAAGCGCGAGAGUGACGCAGAGAAAACCCGCAGACCACGCGGCCGGCGGGACGGCGGGAAGACCAAGAGAAGGUCGGAGUCGCGAGAGCGCGAGAAGGCGCGGCGGAGACAAGAGAGGGAGCAGAGACUGAGUCGGAAACACAGUCAGGGGCGCUCAAGCUCGCAGUCGUCGUCGUUGCCUUUCAAUGUCGCUGCGGCUGCCUCUUCGCCAGGCCUCACCAGCAAGCAACCGCAGAGCUCCACGGGCGCGAGCGGCGACGAGGACGUCACGCAUCAGCUGGUGGCGCUGUGGCUUCUCAUUCAGACGUUCACUACGAUUGAGAAUCCGAAUCUCCUUCGCCCUGUGCUGGCGCUCCUUCUUCUCCCCCGCGUGCCGCAGUCGCUGCUUCUCCUCGCCUCCGCGCCGUCACCGGCGACGCCCGCGGCCUACGUCGCCCUCGAGAGUCCCGCCCAGUGCGCGGGCAAAGUGGAAACAUUCCUCCCUGAGAACGAGGCGGGGGUCGCGGAAGCGAGGCAGCGCGCGCAGGACGGCGCGGCGGAUGGUGCGGCGCCGCACCGCGGAGUCGGAGAGGAGCAGCAGGGUGGAGGCCUCAGCACAGACACGCAAGGCGGGGAAGCCAUGCAUGCGCCGGAGGGAGUGGAAGGCGGCGAGAAGGCCGCCUUCCACUCCCUCGAAGCGGAGAAAUCGAGAGGAAGGCAAGACGAGGAAGACGCGCAGAACGGAGACGGCCAACGGGGAACGCCACUGCGCAGCCAGAGCUCUCUUGAACCUGUUGUGGGCGGAAAGGGCGACGCCGGAGACAUCGAGCAAGGCCCCCAGCAGGAGGGCGGAGGAGCCGCCCCGCACAGCGGGCAGAGACAGAGUGCCGCUGAGGCUACGGAGCGAAUUGAAGCGCGCACAGGCGAGACUCUAGAAGGCGAAACUGGCGAAGGUGACCUGCAGGCAGACGUGACGCAGGCCGCCUCUUCUUCACCCAGGAUGGCGUCCCUCGAGGGGGAGACGAGGCGACUCGACUUCGCGAGCCCAGAGGGCCCCCUGGCGUUUCCAGAAGUCGCGUCGCCUGCACCGCUGGCGCCUCCAGACGCGGCCUCGACAAACUCGCCGCGCCCAGACUUGCAGACGAGACUCUGCGAGAGCCCCGGGGCUCCGCGGGCGGGGCGGCCCUUCUUCAUGCGCACUGCGUACGGGCGCGACGCCGAGGCGUCUGGGCCCCUGGCGUCAAAGUUCGGCGAGUUGGGUGCGCGGCAGACCUCGCCGCCGACGAGCGCGGCAGACGCCGCUGUUCGAGUCUCCUCAGGGGGCAGCAGCAGGCCAGGCUCUUCGUUCUUCCACGAGAAGCUUCGAGCGCUUCGGAGCAUGGCCACAGCCGGCGGGGCGUCGUCGCGCGGCCGCCAAGCCCCCCCCUGGGUGGGCACCUCCGGCAGCGAGCGAGGCGACACGUCCUCGUCGCCCUCCUCCCUUGAGGGCGCAGACGCAGAUCCGCCGCGCGUUCGAGGAGCGCCUCUUCUUUCUCUUCUCGUCGUCUUCCAGCGACGAGGGGAGCGAGGGCGAGAGCGAGUCGCCGGCUGCUGGCGCGGGGGGGGGCACGCGCGCAGCAAACGGGUAGACAGAGGACCGCGCGCGAGGCCAGCGGGAGAGACGGCGGAGGGCGACGGCGGGCGGGAGGCGCCGUGCGCACGCCAGAAAGCCUCCGCCGAGGCUGCAUUGACGGUCUGGGCCUCGCCGCGGCAGGCCGACGCAGACGAGGGCGCGGAGGCGAGCGCGGAAGGGACGGUCCCGAUGCCUGGAAGGGAGACUCGCGCGGCUCGAGGCGGCAGGCGCCGCCUCCGCGCGCGGAGCGAGGCCACGAAGGCGCGGCGAGUCAGCGUGGAGGGAUGCGGGGAGGCGCCCGACGCAUGCAGGCCGGACGUGCAGUGGACUGCGCCAGGCAGCGCAAGCGCUUGCAGCCGGUAUUCUGGAGACGAGGCGGAUGCGGAGGGCGUCGGAAGCGAAGACGAGGACGCGUCGGUGUGGGUAGAAAAUCCGUAUCGAGAAGCUCUGGAACGGCUCGUGAGCGCAGAGUUCGUCGGGAAAAUGCGGCGCGACACCUCCGUGCUCCUGGGCGGCGCGCUGCUGCACGUGGUGCUCUGCCAUCCUUCGGUCACGGCGGUGUUCUUACAGAACGCCGGGGUGCUGCCGUCGCUCCGCUUUCGAAGCGUCCGCCGAAGAAACCGCGCCGCGCCGGCAGAGUUCGCGCGUGGAGCCUCGUUUUCGCUGUCGCCUUGUCCGUCCUACGUGUCGUCAUCGCUCUCGCUGACGCCCUCGCCGCCCUCUCCCCCGUCCCUUGCUGACGCGGCGUCUUCGUCUUUUGUGUUUUCUUCGCCGUUCGUCACGUUGCAUGGGCACAUUUCGUCUUCGGCUUCGUUCGUCUCGCUGCCCACGCGGCUGGACGCGGAGCCCGACGAGGCAGGCCGCGACACGAACGAGGCCUUAGAGGGCCUGCCGUUCCAGUCGAGGCGCCGUAUGGAGGCGGAGAGCGCGGCAAAAGGCGAAGAAACGAGCGGAAACGACGCAGACGGCGAGGCGAAGGAGACGCCGCAGGACGGGGCAGGCGACAGCCAGGCGGUGGCAGAGAGUGGAGAGCAGCGGCAAGGAGAGGAGGUCGGCAUGCCGCAGGGUGCUGCGCAGGAAGCGGCACAGAGCGAGAGCGGGGAGGCGUGCGAGAAUGAAACCGGAAGGGCGCGCACAGCCGCGCUGGAGGUCGGCGAAAAGGGGGACGAGGAAGUCGCACAGCCACGCGCGGGCCUUGAAGAAGCAGAACAAAGGGCGGCUCAAAAUGGUGACGAGCAGGCAGACUCUGCCAACGUACCAGGCACAGCAUCUCUCGGCGAAGACAGCGACACGAAUUUUCGUGUGUCCUGCCGGUGGACGCUUCUCAGCAACAUACUCGACGUCGUCACAGAGCACGCCAGCGAGGAGUUUCUACGGCCUGUCACCGUUGCCUUAAUGUCGCGCCUCGUGGGUCUCGUCCUUCUGUCGACUCUCGCGCGGCUGCGUCGGUCGGCGAUCGUGCCGCCCUUCCUCGCCCGCUCCUCGCCGAGUGCAUUCUGCCCCUGUCCCUCCGCCGCUUCGCCCAGCUCCGCGGCUGCGCGGGAGGGCGAGCCGGCCUCCACGCCGCCUGCACGUGGCCUCCCCGGGGGGGCGAAGCGCCGGUCUGGAAAGACGCGAGGGCGGCGCCAGGCGCGGCUCCUGCUGCAGCUCCUCCAGGAGAGCCUCGCGCGUGUCGCACGCGCCGCGCAGCACUUGAAGAAGGCCACGGCGUCCGCUGUGCAGGCCGCGCUGAUCCACGCAGACGCGCAAGCACAGGCGGCCAGCAAAGGCGUCGGCAGCAUGAACGCCCCCGUCGACUUGUUCUGGGAAGAAUGGGAGUCCCUGAAGAACGCGCCAGCCUUGGAUCUCUCUGCCCUGAGCCGGGAUCUCCGCCUUCUUCUUCCUCCGUCGCUCGCCGGAGUGCAGCAGUCUAACGUCGCCAGUUCGAGGAAAGGCGGCGCAGCAGAUGGUUUCAUCUGGCGGGAGGCUGCAACGCCGCACGAGGCCCAGAGGCGGGCGGUUCACGAGUGGCUCAUUGUCCGCCAGCUCUGCAAGGACGUGGCUGCGGUCGCCUCUCUGUACCAGUCUCCGGCGCCGGCUUCGGUCUCGGUUGCCUCGCCUUCUUCGGGCUGGCCGUCGCCUCUGCUCCUUGAGCGUCUCUCGGCGGAGGGCUGCACGGUGCUGCUUCGCGCGGCAGGGGGCGAGGACGACGGGUUCUACAGAAGACUCCGCGCCGCGGAGAGCGAGUGCGAAGACCAGGAAGAAGAGAGUGAGGAGAGCGACUCAGAGGACGGACGAGACGACGAGCCUCGACGUGGUGACAGCGAGAACGGCGACGGCUCCCAGGGCGGCGGGGGGGGGCGGGGUGGCCUGGGGGGCGGGGUGUCUCGCUCCGCCCCCCAGGCCAAAACCUCCAGCGACAAUGCAGGCGCCACGAGGGAAGGCGGAGCGACGAGGCGAGAGCAAAAGGCGCCGGAAGGCCGCCACGCGCAUGCGGCGGAAGGUGAAGCGGACCGGGGCCGCGGUCGCACGAGGCUAAGCGACCGGCACCACGAGGUCGGCUCGCCCCACAGCGCCGGAGAGAAAGGCGCAGAAACAGGCGCUGCCGGCGACUCCCGGGGGCGACUUGGGCCAGAGUCUCGCGGAGGAGAAACGGAUCUCGCCCCUGGGACGGAGGAGAGCGAACGAAGCAGCCCGUCUGGUUCGUCGCCACCUCAAGCCCGGAAUGCCGAUCCACGGGAGCCAGCAGUCGCAGAGAGUUACGCCUUUCUACUCAAAAAAGAGGAAGACACGAAAGGCGGACAGCUCGCGUCGAGCAACGCGGAAGGUGCGCCUGUGGGAAUCGAGCAGACUGAGGGCAGCGUGAGCGUGUGGCUCGCCGACCGGAACUUCAUCCGCUGCUUCGUGGAUACCGCCGGAGGGCUGGCUACUCGCUACUUUCUGCAGAGCGAGACGCAUGCGUUGCUCGUAUCGCCUUCGCACACGACGCCCGGCAGCGCUGACGUUCGCACGGCUUGCCCUCUCGGUAGUAUCGACUGCCGCGUGGAUCCAACGAACUCGCGCUGCCUUCAUCUGCUGCUCUUCGCCUCAGCGCCUCCGCCGGGCGAUGCGGUGUGGACUUCCACGCCGCAGCGCUCGCUUGACCUCGAGGAAGACGCCACGCGCCUCGCAGCAUCCUCUGCGCUCGCGAGUCCCUGCGCCGCUCACCGACCCUCGCGGCGUCACACGCUCAAGGCGCUGACUCUGCAGGUGGCGCCCGCGCUCGGGUCCUGCGCCGCUCGCCGCGGCUCAGGACCCGACGCGCUGUCACUCGCCCUGUCCCCGGCCUCUUGGGCUCCACGCGCGUGCACCGGCCGGUCAAGGGACGCUGUGGGCGCGACAGCCGCCCCUGCUGCGCCCGCGUCGUCGUGGCUGUCCGCAUCCUUACCUCCCGGCGCAUCGGCGCCUGCGUGUGGAUGGUACUGCGGGCGAGGAGGGGGGGAGAGAGAGGGCGCGCAGAGUUGCGCGCGCCCAACGCACUGGGUUCUUCGCAUCGCGUUUGACGAUACUCUCAGAUGCUGCAUCGUCGCGAAAUCCAUUCAGGAAGGACGGCAUCGAGCCCGGACGGCGUUUCGGCGCUUCAUUGAUCGUUUCCUAGAGGACGCAAACGCAGACGACUCCUUGCUCUUCACUUCUCCCUUUGCGUUCCCUCCGCCUGCGUGGAACAGUUUCGCUGCGUCGUUUUCUUCGCCUGAGAUUGUAUGCCCGAAGGGAGCUGCUCUAUGA